Striga hermonthica is the source of this 1503-nucleotide messenger RNA. The record is from the annotation of a GenBank genome assembly. Lineage: Eukaryota; Viridiplantae; Streptophyta; Magnoliopsida; Lamiales; Orobanchaceae.
AUGGCGGGCGAAAAGGGGGGCACGACAAGAACUCUCGAGCAGACCCCGACAUGGGCCGUCGCCGGAGUGUGUGCUGUGAUUAUAGUCAUCUCGAUUGUCUUAGAAAAGGUUCUUCACAAAGUCGGAACGUGGCUAACUGAUAGGCAUAAGAAAGCGCUUUAUGAGGCAUUGGAGAAGGUCAAAGCCGAGUUGAUGAUUCUCGGUUUUAUCUCGCUAUCACUUGUGUUCAGUCAAUAUUACAUUGCCGAAAUCUGCAUUCCCGAAAGUGUUGGUAAUACAAUGUUGCCUUGUCGGAGGAAAGACAAUGCUAAGGAAGAACAUAGGCGUAGGUUAUUAUCAUACGAGCGAAGGUUUUUAGCUGGUGGUGGAUAUGCUACUUGCAAGGAGGGGAGUGUAGCACUUAUAACUGUCGACGGGCUGCACCAAAUACAUAUCCUUAUAUUCUUUUUAGCAGUAUUUCACGUUAUCUACAGUGCUAUAACCAUGGCUCUCGGAAGACUCAAGAUCCGCGGCUGGAAGCAGUGGGAACAGGAGACUUCAUCUCAGAAUUAUGAAUUUUCAAACGAUCCUUCAAGAUUCAGGUUGACUCACGAGACAUCAUUUGUGAGGGCACACACUAGUUUUUGGACCAGAAUUCCAGUCUUCUUUUAUAUUGGAUGCUUUUUCCGGCAAUUCUUUCGGUCUGUGAGCAAAUCUGAUUACUUGACCUUGCGCAAUGGGUUUAUUAGUGUUCAUUUGGCACCUGGAAGCAAGUUCGACUUCCAAAAAUACAUUAAGAGGUCCCUAGAAGAUGACUUUAAGACUGUUGUGGGAGUGAGUCCUGUGUUGUGGGGAUCAUUUGUAGUGUUCUUGCUCUUAAACGUUCAAGGGUGGCAGACAUUGUUUUGGGCAUCUUUAAUUCCUUUAAUUUUAAUCUUAGCCGUCGGUACAAAGCUACAAGCUAUUCUGACGAAGAUGGCCCUUGAGAUAACCGAGAGGCAUGCGGUAGUCCAGGGCAUACCUCUCGUGCAAGGUUCUGACAAAUAUUUCUGGUUCGGUCGGCCUCAGUUGGUUCUUCAUCUUAUACACUUCACAUUAUUCCAGAAUGCUUUUCAAGUGACAUACUUUCUGUGGAUUUGGAUGGGGUCCAACAUGAAGAAAUCCAUAUUUGACGAGCAAACCUCGAAAGCCCUCAAGAAGUGGCACAUGGCCGUGAAGAAGAAGCACGGGCACGGAAGUCGAUCCCCGGGUGGUGCUGGGGCAAGCCCAACAUCCUCAAUGGGUUCCCCUUUCCACCCGACCCUCCACCGCUUCAAAACAAUCGGCCACUCGACCCGGUCAAUGGGGUUUGAUGAUGCAUCUGAUCUUGAUGACCCAGCCACGCCUCCCAAGCCAACAACUAGCUUGAUCAUACGGGCCAACCCACAGCUCGCGGGCCGUGAUGGCCUUCUCGAUGUGGAUGACACGAGGAAUGAGGAUGACUUCUCCUUCGCUAAACCUGGGCCCAGUAGCAUUGCCAAGUGA